Messenger RNA from Nematolebias whitei (Rio pearlfish), 1656 nucleotides. RefSeq names its product nuclear receptor subfamily 4 group A member 2-like. The record is from RefSeq and is a predicted model, not a curated record. Lineage: Eukaryota; Metazoa; Chordata; Actinopteri; Cyprinodontiformes; Rivulidae. The transcript has 6 exons. Bases 1 to 1656 code for a protein of 551 amino acids. Gene Ontology annotation, molecular function: nuclear receptor activity; RNA polymerase II cis-regulatory region sequence-specific DNA binding; zinc ion binding. Gene Ontology annotation, cellular component: nucleus; transcription regulator complex. Gene Ontology annotation, biological process: dopaminergic neuron differentiation; cellular response to corticotropin-releasing hormone stimulus; central nervous system neuron differentiation.
AUGCCGUGCGUCCAGACCCAGCUCGGCUCCUCUCCACCCGGAGCCAGCGCCGCGGGGGAGCGCAGCUGCGAGUUCCUCACCCCGGAGUUUGUCAAGUUCAGCAUGGAUCUAACGAACAGCGAGGUGUCCGCGGCCGGACCCGGGUUCGCGCCGCUCCCGGACGGUUACGGCUCCGGGUUCGACGUGAAGCCGCCCUGCCUCUUCCAGAUGCAGGUCCAAGGGGAGCUGCCGUGCGUCAAGGUGGAGGACGGGUGUCCGCGGUACCCGCCGCCGGAUGAGCUGCUCUCCCCACCGGGAUCAGUGUAUUAUUCCCCGCACGCCUCCAUCACGACCUUCCAGCCUCCCCCGGGACACCUCUGGGACGAACCGGGCUCCCUGUACAGUUUCCGGCAGGACUAUUUGUCCGCGGCGCACCGGAAGAACCCGCUGUCCAGGUUUUCCCUCUUCUCCCUCAAACAGCACAGAGCGCAGACUUUGUCCGCGUGCCACGUGAAACUGGACGGAUCUCUGCAGGUGUCCGUGAACCUGGACGCGCGCCAGCAGCUGGAGCAGCCCGGCGCGGGUUUGAUUCCUCGUCCCCUCCAGCUCACGCACCGACCGCACUUCAUGGAGGCGUGCGCGAGCCGUGGGGCGCUGAGCUCGGAGGGGCUGUGCGCGGUGUGCGGGGACAACGCAGCCUGCCAGCACUACGGAGUGCGCACCUGCGAGGGCUGCAAGGGCUUCUUCAAGCGCACAGUGCAGAAAAAUGCCAAAUACGUGUGUUUGGCUGUGAAAAGUUGCCCCGUAGACAAGCGCAGGAGGAACCGGUGUCAGUACUGUCGCUUCCAAAAGUGCCUAGCAGUGGGAAUGGUCAAAGAAGUGGUGAGGACAGCAGGUCUGAAAGGUAGAAGGGGUCGUCUGCCGUCCAAACCCAGAGCUCCGCCCGAGUCGGUUCUGCACGGCAGCACCCUUCUGAGCGCCCUCAUCAGAGCUCACGUAGAGUCGAACCCCGCAACAUCUCGUCUCGACUACUCCAAGUUUAAAGAGAGUCCAGGAAGUCUUCUGGGGGACGAUGCUCAACAUGUCCGGCAGUUUUAUGACCUCCUGACCAGAUCAAUGGAAGUCAUUCGGUGUUGGGCACAGAGGAUUCCUGGGUUUGCCUCGCUACCAAAACAUGACCAAGACCUCCUCUUCCACUCAGCAUUCCUUGAGCUUUUUGUUUUACGACUGUCAUACAGAUCAAACCCAGAGGAAGGAAAGCUAAUCUUCUGCGAUGGCUCGGUGUGGCAUCGGCUGCAGUGCCUGAGGGGCUUUGGCGAGUGGAUCGACAGUAUUGUUGAGUUCUCCGCCAACCUUCAAAGGAUGAACCUGGAUGUGUCCACCUUCUCCUGCAUAUGCACUCUUGCACUGGUCACCGAGCGCCACGGGCUAAAGGAGCCGAAGCGCGUGGAGGAGAUGCAGAGUAACGUGGUCAGAUGUUUGAAGAACAGUGGGAAUCCAGAAGGAGGAGGCUCGACACGCUGGAACAACCACUUGUCCAGACUCCUGGAAAAGCUUCCCGAACUCCGGACUCUGUGCAUCCAGGGACUUCAGAGGAUCUUCUACCUGAAGCUGGAGGACCUGGUGCCACCGCCCGCAGCAAUAGAUAAGUUAUUCCUGGACACGUUGCCGUUUUAG